AUGGAUCUCAGCCCAUGGCUAAAACGUAUUCAGACAAUCCAGAACUCGCUAAGUAUGCAUACUGGCGCUCCAGGAGGGGGUCAGUGUACAAACGCACGAGCAUGCUCAACUCGACGCAUUUGUGAAGUGUUUGCACCUCUUCCGCCAGCGGUCCAAAGAAGCGUGUAUGUGUCUCAGCGUAUGACUACAACGUAUUCACACCACCCAGAACCCGCUAAGUAUGCAUACUGGCGCUCCAGGAGGGGGUCAGUGUACAAACGCACGAGCAUGCUCAACUCGACACUUAAUGGGGUGGUCGGGAAGUCUAAUGAAGCCUUUAUGGAUCUCAGCCCAUGGCUAAAACGUAUUCAGACAAUCCAGAACUCGCUAAGUAUGCAUACUGGCGCUCCAGGAGGGGGUCAGUGUACAAACGCACGAGCAUGCUCAACUCGACGCAUUUGUGAAGUGUUUGCACCUCUUCCGCCAGCGGUCCAAAGAAGCGUGUAUGUGUCUCAGCGUAUGACUACAACGUAUUCACACCACCCAGAACCCGCUAAAAGCGUGUAUGUGUCUCAGCGUAUGACUACAACGUAUUCACACCACCCAGAACCCGCUAAGUAUGCAUACUGGCGCUCCAGGAGGGGGUCAGUGUACAAACGCACGAGCAUGCUCAACUCGACACUUAAUGGGGUGGUCGGGAAGUCUAAUGAAGCCUUUAUGGAUCUCAGCCCAUGGCUAAAACGUAUUCAGACAAUCCAGAACUCGCUAAGUAUGCAUACUGGCGCUCCAGGAGGGGGUCAGUGUACAAACGCACGAGCAUGCUCAACUCGACGCAUUUGUGAAGUGUUUGCACCUCUUCCGCCAGCGGUCCAAAGAAGCGUGUAUGUGUCUCAGCGUAUGACUACAACGUAUUCACACCACCCAGAACCCGCUAAGUAUGCAUACUGGCGCUCCAGGAGGGGGUCAGUGUACAAACGCACGAGCAUGCUCAACUCGACACUUAAUGGGGUGGUCGGGAAGUCUAAUGAAGCCUUUAUGGAUCUCAGCCCAUGGCUAAAACGUAUUCAGACAAUCCAGAACUCGCUAAGUAUGCAUACUGGCGCUCCAGGAGGGGUUAAUGGGGUGGUCGGGAAGUCUAAUGAAGCCUUUAUGGAUCUCAGCCCAUGGCUAAAACGUAUUCAGACAAUCCAGAACUCGCUAAGUAUGCAUACUGGCGCUCCAGGAGGGGGUCAGUGUACAAACGCACGAGCAUGCUCAACUCGACGCAUUUGUGAAGUGUUUGCACCUCUUCCGCCAGCGGUCCAAAGAAGCGUGUAUGUGUCUCAGCGUAUGACUACAACGUAUUCACACCACCCAGAACCCGCUAAAAGCGUGUAUGUGUCUCAGCGUAUGACUACAACGUAUUCACACCACCCAGAACCCGCUAAGUAUGCAUACUGGCGCUCCAGGAGGGGGUCAGUGUACAAACGCACGAGCAUGCUCAACUCGACACUUAAUGGGGUGGUCGGGAAGUCUAAUGAAGCCUUUAUGGAUCUCAGCCCAUGGCUAAAACGUAUUCAGACAAUCCAGAACUCGCUAAGUAUGCAUACUGGCGCUCCAGGAGGGGGUCAGUGUACAAACGCACGAGCAUGCUCAACUCGACGCAUUUGUGAAGUGUUUGCACCUCUUCCGCCAGCGGUCCAAAGAAGCGUGUAUGUGUCUCAGCGUAUGACUACAACGUAUUCACACCACCCAGAACCCGCUAAAAGCGUGUAUGUGUCUCAGCGUAUGACUACAACGUAUUCACACCACCCAGAACCCGCUAAGUAUGCAUACUGGCGCUCCAGGAGGGGGUCAGUGUACAAACGCACGAGCAUGCUCAACUCGACACUUAAUGGGGUGGUCGGGAAGUCUAAUGAAGCCUUUAUGGAUCUCAGCCCAUGGCUAAAACGUAUUCAGACAAUCCAGAACUCGCUAAGUAUGCAUACUGGCGCUCCAGGAGGGGGUCAGUGUACAAACGCACGAGCAUGCUCAACUCGACGCAUUUGUGAAGUGUUUGCACCUCUUCCGCCAGCGGUCCAAAGAAGCGUGUAUGUGUCUCAGCGUAUGACUACAACGUAUUCACACCACCCAGAACCCGCUAAAAGCGUGUAUGUGUCUCAGCGUAUGACUACAACGUAUUCACACCACCCAGAACCCGCUAAGUAUGCAUACUGGCGCUCCAGGAGGGGGUCAGUGUACAAACGCACGAGCAUGCUCAACUCGACACUUAAUGGGGUGGUCGGGAAGUCUAAUGAAGCCUUUAUGGAUCUCAGCCCAUGGCUAAAACGUAUUCAGACAAUCCAGAACUCGCUAAGUAUGCAUACUGGCGCUCCAGGAGGGGGUCAGUGUACAAACGCACGAGCAUGCUCAACUCGACGCAUUUGUGAAGUGUUUGCACCUCUUCCGCCAGCGGUCCAAAGAAGCGUGUAUGUGUCUCAGCGUAUGACUACAACGUAUUCACACCACCCAGAACCCGCUAAAAGCGUGUAUGUGUCUCAGCGUAUGACUACAACGUAUUCACACCACCCAGAACCCGCUAAGUAUGCAUACUGGCGCUCCAGGAGGGGGUCAGUGUACAAACGCACGAGCAUGCUCAACUCGACACUUAAUGGGGUGGUCGGGAAGUCUAAUGAAGCCUUUAUGGAUCUCAGCCCAUGGCUAAAACGUAUUCAGACAAUCCAGAACUCGCUAAGUAUGCAUACUGGCGCUCCAGGAGGGGGUCAGUGUACAAACGCACGAGCAUGCUCAACUCGACGCAUUUGUGAAGUGUUUGCACCUCUUCCGCCAGCGGUCCAAAGAAGCGUGUAUGUGUCUCAGCGUAUGACUACAACGUAUUCACACCACCCAGAACCCGCUAAGUAUGCAUACUGGCGCUCCAGGAGGGGGUCAGUGUACAAACGCACGAGCAUGCUCAACUCGACACUUAAUGGGGUGGUCGGGAAGUCUAAUGAAGCCUUUAUGGAUCUCAGCCCAUGGCUAAAACGUAUUCAGACAAUCCAGAACUCGCUAAGUAUGCAUACUGGCGCUCCAGGAGGGGGUCAGUGUACAAACGCACGAGCAUGCUCAACUCGACGCAUUUGUGAAGUGUUUGCACCUCUUCCGCCAGCGGUCCAAAGAAGCGUGUAUGUGUCUCAGCGUAUGACUACAACGUAUUCACACCACCCAGAACCCGCUAAGUAUGCAUACUGGCGCUCCAGGAGGGGGUCAGUGUACAAACGCACGAGCAUGCUCAACUCGACACUUAAUGGGGUGGUCGGGAAGUCUAAUGAAGCCUUUAUGGAUCUCAGCCCAUGGCUAAAACGUAUUCAGACAAUCCAGAACUCGCUAAGUAUGCAUACUGGCGCUCCAGGAGGGGGUCAGUGUACAAACGCACGAGCAUGCUCAACUCGACGCAUUUGUGAAGUGUUUGCACCUCUUCCGCCAGCGGUCCAAAGAAGCGUGUAUGUGUCUCAGCGUAUGACUACAACGUAUUCACACCACCCAGAACCCGCUAACCAUGCUAAACGUAUUCACAAUCCAGAACCGCUAAGUAUGCAUACUGGCGCUCCAGGAGGGGGUCAGUUUAAUGGGGUGGUCGGGAAGUCUAAUGAAGCCUUUAUGGAUCUCAGCCCAUGGCUAAAACGUAUUCAGACAAUCCAGAACUCGCUAAGUAUGCAUACUGGCGCUCCAGGAGGGGGUCAGUGUACAAACGCACGAGCAUGCUCAACUCGACGCAUUUGUGAAGUGUUUGCACCUCUUCCGCCAGCGGUCCAAAGAAGCGUGUAUGUGUCUCAGCGUAUGACUACAACGUAUUCACACCACCCAGAACCCGCUAAAAGCGUGUAUGUGUCUCAGCGUAUGACUACAACGUAUUCACACCACCCAGAACCCGCUAAGUAUGCAUACUGGCGCUCCAGGAGGGGGUCAGUGUACAAACGCACGAGCAUGCUCAACUCGACACUUAAUGGGGUGGUCGGGAAGUCUAAUGAAGCCUUUAUGGAUCUCAGCCCAUGGCUAAAACGUAUUCAGACAAUCCAGAACUCGCUAAGUAUGCAUACUGGCGCUCCAGGAGGGGGUCAGUGUACAAACGCACGAGCAUGCUCAACUCGACGCAUUUGUGAAGUGUUUGCACCUCUUCCGCCAGCGGUCCAAAGAAGCGUGUAUGUGUCUCAGCGUAUGACUACAACGUAUUCACACCACCCAGAACCCGCUAAAAGCGUGUAUGUGUCUCAGCGUAUGACUACAACGUAUUCACACCACCCAGAACCCGCUAAGUAUGCAUACUGGCGCUCCAGGAGGGGGUCAGUGUACAAACGCACGAGCAUGCUCAACUCGACACUUAAUGGGGUGGUCGGGAAGUCUAAUGAAGCCUUUAUGGAUCUCAGCCCAUGGCUAAAACGUAUUCAGACAAUCCAGAACUCGCUAAGUAUGCAUACUGGCGCUCCAGGAGGGGGUCAGUGUACAAACGCACGAGCAUGCUCAACUCGACGCAUUUGUGAAGUGUUUGCACCUCUUCCGCCAGCGGUCCAAAGAAGCGUGUAUGUGUCUCAGCGUAUGACUACAACGUAUUCACACCACCCAGAACCCGCUAAAAGCGUGUAUGUGUCUCAGCGUAUGACUACAACGUAUUCACACCACCCAGAACCCGCUAAGUAUGCAUACUGGCGCUCCAGGAGGGGGUCAGUGUACAAACGCACGAGCAUGCUCAACUCGACACUUAAUGGGGUGGUCGGGAAGUCUAAUGAAGCCUUUAUGGAUCUCAGCCCAUGGCUAAAACGUAUUCAGACAAUCCAGAACUCGCUAAGUAUGCAUACUGGCGCUCCAGGAGGGGGUCAGUGUACAAACGCACGAGCAUGCUCAACUCGACGCAUUUGUGAAGUGUUUGCACCUCUUCCGCCAGCGGUCCAAAGAAGCGUGUAUGUGUCUCAGCGUAUGACUACAACGUAUUCACACCACCCAGAACCCGCUAAAAGCGUGUAUGUGUCUCAGCGUAUGACUACAACGUAUUCACACCACCCAGAACCCGCUAAGUAUGCAUACUGGCGCUCCAGGAGGGGGUCAGUGUACAAACGCACGAGCAUGCUCAACUCGACACUUAAUGGGGUGGUCGGGAAGUCUAAUGAAGCCUUUAUGGAUCUCAGCCCAUGGCUAAAACGUAUUCAGACAAUCCAGAACUCGCUAAGUAUGCAUACUGGCGCUCCAGGAGGGGGUCAGUGUACAAACGCACGAGCAUGCUCAACUCGACGCAUUUGUGAAGUGUUUGCACCUCUUCCGCCAGCGGUCCAAAGAAGCGUGUAUGUGUCUCAGCGUAUGACUACAACGUAUUCACACCACCCAGAACCCGCUAAGUAUGCAUACUGGCGCUCCAGGAGGGGGUCAGUGUACAAACGCACGAGCAUGCUCAACUCGACACUUAAUGGGGUGGUCGGGAAGUCUAAUGAAGCCUUUAUGGAUCUCAGCCCAUGGCUAAAACGUAUUCAGACAAUCCAGAACUCGCUAAGUAUGCAUACUGGCGCUCCAGGAGGGGGUCAGUGUACAAACGCACGAGCAUGCUCAACUCGACGCAUUUGUGAAGUGUUUGCACCUCUUCCGCCAGCGGUCCAAAGAAGCGUGUAUGUGUCUCAGCGUAUGACUACAACGUAUUCACACCACCCAGAACCCGCUAAAAGCGUGUAUGUGUCUCAGCGUAUGACUACAACGUAUUCACACCACCCAGAACCCGCUAAGUAUGCAUACUGGCGCUCCAGGAGGGGGUCAGUGUACAAACGCACGAGCAUGCUCAACUCGACACUUAAUGGGGUGGUCGGGAAGUCUAAUGAAGCCUUUAUGGAUCUCAGCCCAUGGCUAAAACGUAUUCAGACAAUCCAGAACUCGCUAAGUAUGCAUACUGGCGCUCCAGGAGGGGGUCAGUGUACAAACGCACGAGCAUGCUCAACUCGACGCAUUUGUGAAGUGUUUGCACCUCUUCCGCCAGCGGUCCAAAGAAGCGUGUAUGUGUCUCAGCGUAUGACUACAACGUAUUCACACCACCCAGAACCCGCUAAUGUUUGCCCCUCGUCCGCCACAGUUAAUGGGGUGGUCGGGAAGUCUAAUGAAGCCUUUAUGGAUCUCAGCCCAUGGCUAAAACGUAUUCAGACAAUCCAGAACUCGCUAAGUAUGCAUACUGGCGCUCCAGGAGGGGGUCAGUGUACAAACGCACGAGCAUGCUCAACUCGACGCAUUUGUGAAGUGUUUGCACCUCUUCCGCCAGCGGUCCAAAGAAGCGUGUAUGUGUCUCAGCGUAUGACUACAACGUAUUCACACCACCCAGAACCCGCUAAAAGCGUGUAUGUGUCUCAGCGUAUGACUACAACGUAUUCACACCACCCAGAACCCGCUAAGUAUGCAUACUGGCGCUCCAGGAGGGGGUCAGUGUACAAACGCACGAGCAUGCUCAACUCGACACUUAAUGGGGUGGUCGGGAAGUCUAAUGAAGCCUUUAUGGAUCUCAGCCCAUGGCUAAAACGUAUUCAGACAAUCCAGAACUCGCUAAGUAUGCAUACUGGCGCUCCAGGAGGGGGUCAGUGUACAAACGCACGAGCAUGCUCAACUCGACGCAUUUGUGAAGUGUUUGCACCUCUUCCGCCAGCGGUCCAAAGAAGCGUGUAUGUGUCUCAGCGUAUGACUACAACGUAUUCACACCACCCAGAACCCGCUAAAAGCGUGUAUGUGUCUCAGCGUAUGACUACAACGUAUUCACACCACCCAGAACCCGCUAAGUAUGCAUACUGGCGCUCCAGGAGGGGGUCAGUGUACAAACGCACGAGCAUGCUCAACUCGACACUUAAUGGGGUGGUCGGGAAGUCUAAUGAAGCCUUUAUGGAUCUCAGCCCAUGGCUAAAACGUAUUCAGACAAUCCAGAACUCGCUAAGUAUGCAUACUGGCGCUCCAGGAGGGGGUCAGUGUACAAACGCACGAGCAUGCUCAACUCGACGCAUUUGUGAAGUGUUUGCACCUCUUCCGCCAGCGGUCCAAAGAAGCGUGUAUGUGUCUCAGCGUAUGACUACAACGUAUUCACACCACCCAGAACCCGCUAAAAGCGUGUAUGUGUCUCAGCGUAUGACUACAACGUAUUCACACCACCCAGAACCCGCUAAGUAUGCAUACUGGCGCUCCAGGAGGGGGUCAGUGUACAAACGCACGAGCAUGCUCAACUCGACACUUAAUGGGGUGGUCGGGAAGUCUAAUGAAGCCUUUAUGGAUCUCAGCCCAUGGCUAAAACGUAUUCAGACAAUCCAGAACUCGCUAAGUAUGCAUACUGGCGCUCCAGGAGGGGGUCAGUGUACAAACGCACGAGCAUGCUCAACUCGACGCAUUUGUGAAGUGUUUGCACCUCUUCCGCCAGCGGUCCAAAGAAGCGUGUAUGUGUCUCAGCGUAUGACUACAACGUAUUCACACCACCCAGAACCCGCUAAGUAUGCAUACUGGCGCUCCAGGAGGGGGUCAAACCCGCUAAGUAUGCAUACUGGCGCUCCAGGAGGGGGUCAGUGUACAAACGCACGAGCAUGCUCAACUCGACGCAUUUGUGAAGUGUUUGCACCUCUUCCGCCAGCGGUCCAAAGAAGCGUGUAUGUGUCUCAGCGUAUGACUACAACGUAUUCACACCACCCAGAACCCGCUAAGUAUGCAUACUGGCGCUCCAGGAGGGGGUCAGUGUACAAACGCACGAGCAUGCUCAACUCGACACUUAAUGGGGUGGUCGGGGAGUCUAAUGAAGCCUUUAUGGAUCUCAGCCCAUGGCUAAAACGUAUUCAGACAAUCCAGAACUCGCUAAGUAUGCAUACUGGCGCUCCAGGAGGGGGUCAGUUUAAUGGGGUGGUCGGGAAGUCUAAUGAAGCCUUUAUGGAUCUCAGCCCAUGGCUAAAACGUAUUCAGACAAUCCAGAACUCGCUAAGUAUGCAUACUGGCGCUCCAGGAGGGGGUCAGUGUACAAACGCACGAGCAUGCUCAACUCGACGCAUUUGUGAAGUGUUUGCACCUCUUCCGCCAGCGGUCCAAAGAAGCGUGUAUGUGUCUCAGCGUAUGACUACAACGUAUUCACACCACCCAGAACCCGCUAAAAGCGUGUAUGUGUCUCAGCGUAUGACUACAACGUAUUCACACCACCCAGAACCCGCUAAGUAUGCAUACUGGCGCUCCAGGAGGGGGUCAGUGUACAAACGCACGAGCAUGCUCAACUCGACACUUAAUGGGGUGGUCGGGAAGUCUAAUGAAGCCUUUAUGGAUCUCAGCCCAUGGCUAAAACGUAUUCAGACAAUCCAGAACUCGCUAAGUAUGCAUACUGGCGCUCCAGGAGGGGGUCAGUGUACAAACGCACGAGCAUGCUCAACUCGACGCAUUUGUGAAGUGUUUGCACCUCUUCCGCCAGCGGUCCAAAGAAGCGUGUAUGUGUCUCAGCGUAUGACUACAACGUAUUCACACCACCCAGAACCCGCUAAGUAUGCAUACUGGCGCUCCAGGAGGGGGUCAGUGUACAAACGCACGAGCAUGCUCAACUCGACACUUAAUGGGGUGGUCGGGAAGUCUAAUGAAGCCUUUAUGGAUCUCAGCCCAUGGCUAAAACGUAUUCAGACAAUCCAGAACUCGCUAAGUAUGCAUACUGGCGCUCCAGGAGGGGGUCAGUGUACAAACGCACGAGCAUGCUCAACUCGACGCAUUUGUGAAGUGUUUGCACCUCUUCCGCCAGCGGUCCAAAGAAGCGUGUAUGUGUCUCAGCGUAUGACUACAACGUAUUCACACCACCCAGAACCCGCUAACGGUCCAAAGAAGCGUGUAUGUGUCUCAGCGUAUGACUACAACGUAUUCACACCACCCAGAACCCGCUAA
This is a messenger RNA of Lobosporangium transversale, 8844 nucleotides long. RefSeq lists its product as hypothetical. Lineage: Eukaryota; Fungi; Mortierellomycota; Mortierellomycetes; Mortierellales; Mortierellaceae. The transcript is spliced from 43 exons. The record is from RefSeq and is a predicted model, not a curated record. The coding region runs from base 1 to 8844 and encodes 2947 amino acids.